AUGUCGAGUUCUCAAACUUCUUCUCCUGCAAAGAACGACGACACCACACCUUCAUAUAACUCUCUUCCUCAACAAAUCACCAUCGCCUAUCCACUUUCAACGGUGUUUCCUGAUGAUAUAGUGAGGACGAAGAAGACCACACCGAAGAAAAGCUCUAAACGAAGUCAAUCGACUUCUCGUGUGCCGUCUGAAUCUAAGAAAGGGGGUAAGUGUUCUAAAUCUAAAUCUACUCUUAAAGCGGUUCAUACAAUGCGUGAAUUGUAUCUUGACAAUCCUGCUACUGCAAAUGUUGAUGUUAAUGUUGAAGCAUCUGAUUCUAGUAAGAAGAAUUUAAGUUUGGAAUUGGAUUUAACUGAAACCCUAGGAUUAGAAAAACCUAGGUCUGCUGAGAAAUUGGGGGAAACCUCCUUGGAAAACCCUGAUGUUGUUGUUGAUAAUAUUGGCGCUAACUCUAAGGCCAAUCUUGUGUCUGAGAUGACAGUUGAUGAGAAUGCAGGUUCUGGGCUAGAUGCUGCAAAUGAUGCUACAGCAUCUGAAGCACAUGUUGAUAUUAGUGCCUCUGUAGUACCUGAUUCACCAAACUCUCCUGUGGUUCCUGUUAAUGAAAAAGGUACUGAAACCACCAUCCCUGCUGAUGUCAUUACUCAGGAUAAGGGUAAAACUGCAAGUAUGCCUGAUACAAGUGAGGCAAAUGUAAUUGAUGUUGAAAGCCUCCAAUUCAAGAGUACUCCUAGGGGUGGUAUAUCUAGGAGGCUGAGAAGUAAUACAGGAAAGGAUAUAGCUACUCCUUCUGAAGCCACCAAAACUAAAAUUGGGCCUAAGAAACGGUGGAGCAAAGUCACUGUACCCUCUGAAAGUAAGAAGAAGAUUGUGAAGAGAAAAACUGUCUCUUCUAGUGACUCUGAUUAUGAGGAAGAUCAAGAUGCUGGAGCAUCUCUUGAAGCAUCUCCUCUGAAAUCUGCCAAGAGAAAGAGAAUGGCUCCUAAUGUUCCAUCUGUACCAAUUGACAAUGUCUCCUUCCACUGUGUUUAG
This is a messenger RNA of Trifolium pratense (red clover), 1032 nucleotides long. RefSeq lists its product as uncharacterized. Bases 1 to 1032 code for a protein of 343 amino acids. The transcript has a single exon. The record is from RefSeq and is a predicted model, not a curated record. Lineage: Eukaryota; Viridiplantae; Streptophyta; Magnoliopsida; Fabales; Fabaceae.